Molecule: messenger RNA, 6624 nt
Organism: Artibeus jamaicensis (Jamaican fruit-eating bat)
Lineage: Eukaryota; Metazoa; Chordata; Mammalia; Chiroptera; Phyllostomidae
Gene: QRICH2
Product: glutamine rich 2
Exons: 30
Coding region: 1-6624 (2207 amino acids)
Source: RefSeq, a predicted model, not a curated record
AUGCCGCCCGCGACGCCUGCCUCCAAGGUCUCCCUCCGGGAGCUGGCCGACCUGGCCAUCGGCACCCCGGAGGUGGGCGCCGUGAACUUCACAGCCCUUCACACGCUCAUCGUGGCCAUGCUCAAGAACCUCCACUUGCAGGACACCCGGGUGGACUUCCAGACUCUGUCGCCUGAGCAGAGCCGCUCCUUUGAGAGCGCACGGGCCUCGCAGAGCACCCCGCAGAUGGGUGUGUCCAAGGAGAAGCGGAAGAGCAGCGUGGCCAGGGUGCCGGCCCAGACGCUGGAGAGCCAGGUGAAGGACCUGGGCGGGCAGGUCCAGGACCUCGGCCGGCAGUUCAAGACCAUGGACAGCCAGGUGCAGAACAUUCUGGAUCACAUGCAGUACUUCACUGCCCUGGUAAGCGGUGUGGACUUGGACACCCAGGAGUGGCCAGAGAGUCAGGAGAUGGGAAAGGACUUGGCCCAGGAGGUGGCCACACCCGCCACUGACGUGACCAGGCCCACUGCCGACAUGGCCACGCCCACUAUUGAGAAGACCAAGCUAGUAAAGGCCACACCAAUGCCCACGAUGGACACGCCUGUGCUGGGGGUGACCACGGAAAUGCCUGAGGGGGCCGUGCCAGUGCCCGGCAUGGCCACAUUGGUGCCGGAGAAAUUGCGAAGGGGGCUGAUGAAAAUGUGGAAAGACAAACCGAAGGCCAUGGAGCUGCUCCGGACGGUCACGCAAGAUGCGAAAACGCUGGAGGAAGUCCGGGAGAAAGCCCAGGAGCUGACCCCAAUUAAACUUCUGCAACGGAUCGAGGAAGUAGAGCGGAGAGUCAGAAACCGGGAGGAAAUCCUGGAACCCUUGAGCCGGAAGUUGACUUUGAUACCCCCUGGGGAAGAAGUCACCAUGGUCACCUGGGAGGAGCUGGAGCAAGCGAUCGCUGAUGGCUGGAAGAGCUCAGAGUCAACAACAGCACUUCUUAAGCGCAAAAGCUUAAAGCAGAUUUCCUUACCAUCAAAUGACAUGGCUCCAAGUGCGUCCUCCACCAAGAGUUCAAGUGUCGACAAAGCUCCAGAUUCUGCUGGUGGCCUUGGCCCAGAUCAGACCUUACCAGGGACCAGCAGGUCAGGACAUCCCUCUGAGGGGGUGCCUGGCAGGGAACAAGGCAGACUCUCCUCUGCCACUGGGAUUCCUGGGAAAGAACAGCGCCCAGUGGCCCGUGAUGAAGCCAGCCUGGCCAAAACCCAGCACCCCUCUGAGUCCCAGCUCAGAAUGGAGCCUAGAGAGCAGUUUGGCUUCGCACAUCCAAGGAGAGAGGAACAAGACACACACCCUGGCCCCGCUCCAGAGGACUUAGCCUCAGCUAGAGUUGGGCGUCAUCACGUGUACCCAGACCCGGCUGGGGCGGUGCACGUCAGCCCAGGUCAAGUCUAUGCAUGGCCAGAUCAGCAUGGGUUAGAGCCACUUGUCCCAGAUCAGCUUGACCUGCUACAGCCUAGCACUCACCCACAUGGUGUGUUCCCCUUCAGCACAGGCCAGCUGGGUGUGAUGCCCCCUGGAAUGGGUGGGCAGGAAUCAGUAGCCCCUGGCACAGGUCAGCAUGACAUGGCGCCACGACGGGUACCUGGCACAAAGCAGCAAGGAUUGGCACUACCUAGUGUGGAGCAGCCUGGUGUAGUUCCACUUGGCACAUAUCAGCAAGGUGUGAGACUUCCUGGCACAGACCAGCGUGGUAUGGAACAGGCUGGCGUGGACGAGAGUGGCAUGGGGCCACUUGGCAUAGAUCAACAUGGAUUUGCAAUUUUUGGCACGGAUCGACAAGGACUGGUUCCCCCUCUUACAGACCAGCAUGUUUUGGGAUCACCUGGUCUGAUGCAAGCUGUCACAGAUCAGCAAGGUUAUAUACAGCUCAGCAUGGAAACACCUGAAUUCAUACAACUUGGCAUACAGCAGCCUGGUUUGGUGCAGCCUGGUGCUUAUCCACCUAGUUGGGUUCAACCUGGUGCAUAUCCUGGUUUGGUCCAGCCUGGAGCAGUUCAUCCUGGUUUGGUCCAGCCUGGAGCAGUUCAGCCUGGUUUGGUCCAGUCUGGAGCAGGUCAGCUUGGUUUGGUCCAGCCUGGAGCAGUUCAGCCUGGUUUGGUCAGCCUGGUGCAGAUCGGCGUGGUUUUGUCCAACCUGGUGCAGUCCAGCCUGGUAUGGUGCAACCUGGUGCAGGUCAGCCUGGUUUUGUCCAACCUGGUGCAGGUCAGCCUGUUGCAGGUCGGCCUGGUGCAGGUCGGCCUGGCGCAGGUCGGUCAGCCUGGUUUGGUCCAACCUGGUGCAGGUCAGCCUGGUUUGGUCCAACUUGGUGCAGGUCAGCCUGGUUUGGUCCAACCUGGUGCAGGGCAGCCUGGUUUGGUCCAACCUGGUGCAGGGCAGCCUGGUUUGGUCCAACCUGGUGCCCAUCAGCCUGGUUUUGUCCAACCUGGUGUCAGCCUGUUGCAGGUUGGCCUGGCACAGGGCAACCUGGUUUUGUCCAACCUGGUGGAGUCCAGCCUAGUGCAGGUCAGCCUGGUUUUGUCCAACCUGGUGCAGGUCAGCCUGGUUUUGUCCAACCUGGCUUUGUCCAGCCUGGUGCAGGUCAGCCUGGCUUUGUCCAGCCAGGUGCAGGUCAGCCUGGUGCAGGUCAGCCUAGUGCAGGUCAGCCUGGUGCAGAUCAGCCUGGUUUCAUCCAGCCUGGUGCAGUCCAACCUGGUGGAGUCCAACCUGGUGGAGUCCAGCCUGGUGCUAGUCAGCCUGGUUUUAUCCAACCUGGUGCAGCCGGGUGCAGGUCAGCCUGGUGCAGGUCAGCCUGGUUUGGUCCAACCUGGUGCAGAUCAGCCUGGUGCAGGUCAGCCUGGUGCCGGUCAGCCUGGUUUGGUCCAACCUGGUGCAGUCCAACCUGGUGCCGGUCAGCCUGGUUUGGUCCAACCUGGUGCAGGUCAGCCUGGUGCAGGUCAGCCUGGUUUUGUCCAACCUGGUGCAGUCCAGCCUGGUUUUGUCCAACCUGGUGCAGUUCAGCCUGGUUUUGUCCAACCCGGUGCAGGUCAGCCUGGUUCAGUCCAGCCUGGUGCAGGUCAGCCUGGUUCAGUCCAGCCUGGUGCAGGACAGUCUGGUUCAGUCCAGCCUGGUGCAGGUCAGCCUGGUUCUGUCCAACCUGGUGCAGGUCAGCCUGGUUCAGUCCAGCCUGGUGCAGGUCAGCCUGGUUCAGUCCAGCCUGGUGCAGGACAGCCUGGUUCAGUCCAGCCUGGUGCAGGUCAGCCUGGUUCAGUCCAGCCUGGUGCAGGACAGCCUGGUUCAGUCCAGCCUGGUGUCAGCCUGGUUCAGUCCAGCCUGGUUCAGUUCAGCCUGGUGCAGGUCAGCCUGGUUUUGUCCAACCUGGUGCAGGCCAGCCUGGUACAGGUCAGCCUGGUGCAGGUCAGCCUGGUUUUGUCCAACCUGGUGCAGGUCAGCCUGUUGCAGGUCAGCCUGGUUUGGUCCAACCUGGUACAGGCCAGCCUGGUGCAGUCCAACCUGCUGAAGGUCAGCCUGUUGCAGGUCAGCCUGGUGCCCAUCAGCCUGGUUUUGUCCAACCUGGUGCAGGUCAGCCUGGUUUUGUCCAAUCUGGUGCAGGUCAGCCUGGUGCAGGCCAGCCUGGUUUUGUCCAAUCUGGUGCAGGUCGGCCUGGUUUUGUCCAACCUGGUACAGGUCAGCCUGGUUUUGUCCAACCUGGUGCAGGUCAGCCUGGUGCAGGUCAGCCUGGUUUUGUCCAACCUGGUGCAGUCCGGCCUGGUUUUGUCCAACCUGGUGCAGGUCAGCCUGGUUUUGUCCAACCUGGUGCAGGUCAGCCUGGUUUUGUUCAAUCAACUUGAUUUGGUCCAACCUGGAAUGGAUCAGCAUGGUUUGGUUCAGAGUGGCAUAUAUGCACCUGGUUUGGUCCAGCCAGGGGCCUAUCCCCGUGGUGUGGUCCGGCCUGGUGUAUAUCCACAUGGUUUCAUGCAGCCUGGUAUGGAUCAGCGUGGUUUGAGGCAACGUGGUGCAGAUUACCAAGGAUCGGCACCACCAGGCACAGAGUUUCGCGGCUUUCCACCCCAUGCGGAUUCUCCAACUUUCAUAUCACCACGCCCAUAUCAGCAUGGCGUGGUACCUCCUGGCAGAGAUCAGCAUACCCAGGUGUCACCAAUUCUGGCAAAGAAAGGUUUGACGUCGCCAGGUACAGAGCGGCGGGGUCCAACACCAGGAAGCACAGUUAUGGAACCUGCACGUCCAGAUCAGCAGCAUUUGGGCCCACCUGGCCCAUAUCAGCGCGACCACACACCCUCGAUCCUGGACUCCCAGGGGUUCAUGCACCCUGGCCCGCGUGGCCCAGGGUACCCAGAUGUCAGUAAGCGUGUCCAAAUAGGUUUGGAUCCAAACCAACCUGAGGCUUAUAUCCAGACUCCCCCACGCCAGGACACCACCUCUUUCAAGAGUACAGACUCCCUUCCUCGCCUCUACCAAGUCUCAUCGGAAAGGAGCAACAUCCCGGGCGAGAGACACGACUCACUGGAAAGAGUGGCUCCCAGCUUCCCCGUGGCGGUGGAGACCUUCCGUAUGAUGGGGGAGCUCAUUGCCCUCUACAUGGAGCUAAAGGAGAACAUGAAGGACCUGGAUGAGAAGAAGGCUGGCCAGUCGGACUUGGAGAAGAUCCAGUAUCUGCUCUCCCUGAUGGUGCAAAAGACUAUACCGCCUGAAAUGCAGGAACAGGUGAAGACCUUAAAGACCUUGACCAAAGAAGUCCGGCAGGAGAAAGCAAAAAUGGACAAGAUACAGAGGAUCCUGGAGGGUGAAGUGCAUCCAGAAAUGGGGAAGGAGAUGAAAGGCGGCCAGCUGAGCCUGCAGCUGGGCAUCCUCAGAGUCACCAUGGCCGACAUCGAGAAGGAGCUGGCUGAGCUGAGGGACAGCCAGGAGCGGGGCAAGACCAGCAUGGAGAAUUCAGUCUCCGAAGCUUCGCUUUACCUGCAGGAUCAGUUAGACAAGCUCAGGAUGAUCAUCGAGGGCAUGCUGGCCUCCUCUUCCACGCUGCUGACCAUGAGCAUAGCACAUGAUAAGACCCCGCUAACCUUGACGCCCGGUGGGAUCCACCCUGAGGCCACCUGCCCAGCCUGCAGCCUGGACCUGAGCCAUCAGGUCAGCACGCUGGUGCGGCGCUACGAGCAGCUGCAGAACAUGGUCAACAGCCUGGCGGCCUCCCGGCCCUCCAAGAAGGCCAAGCUCCAGAGCCAGGACGAGGAGCUGCUGGGCCACGUCCAGAGGGCCAUCCUGCAGGUGCAGGGUGACUGCGAGAAGCUCAACAUCACCACCAGCAACCUCAUCGCAGACCAUCAGCAGAAGCAGAAGGACAUCAAUGCCUUGUAUCAAGGUCUGGAGAAGCUCGAGAGGGAAAAGGCCAACAGGGAGCACCUGGAGAUGGAGAUCGACGUGAAAGCCGACAAGAGUGCCCUGGCCGCCAAAGUGAGCCGUGUCCAGUUUGAUGCCACCACGGAGCAGCUGAAUCAUAUGAUGCAGGAGCUGGUGGCCAAGAUGAGUGGGCAGGAGCAGGACUGGCAGAAGAUGCUAGACCGGCUCCUGGUGGAGAUGGACAGCAAGCUGGACCGCCUGGAGCUGGACCCUGUGAGGCAGCUGCUGGAGGACCGGUGGAAAUCCCUGCGACAGCAGCUCAAAGAGCGCCCCCCACUCUACCAGGCUGACGAGGCCGCCUGCAUGCGGAGGCAGCUCCUGGCACAUUUCCACUGCCUGUCCUGUGACCGUCCCUUGGAGACUCCUGUGACUGGACAACCCAUCCCCGUGACGCCCAUGGGGCCCAGCCUGCCGGGGAACCGCUCCAUCCGCCCCUACACCGUCUUCGAACUGGAUCAGGUCCGGCAGCAGAGCCGCAGCCUAAAGCUGGGCAGCACCACCUUCCCGAGGGCAGACCUGGCGCCCCUGGAGCGGAGUGUAGGGCGCCUGCACUCCAUGCACUCCAAGAUGCUGAUGGACAUCGAGAAGGUGCAGAUCCACUAUGGGGGCUCGGUCAAGGCCAGCAGCCAGAUGAUCCGAGAGCUACUGCAGGCCCAGUGCCUCAGCUCCCCCUGCUACAAACGGGUGCCAGACGUGGCAGACUACGCCUACUCGCCGGUACCCCGGCCGUGCGGCGGCAGCCACACGCUCACCUACCCCUACCGCCGCGCCCGCCUGCAGCACCUGCCGCAGGGCCUGCACCCCGAGGAGAUCCAGCUCGCCCUGAAGCACGAGGUGGACAUCUUGGGCCUGGAUGGACAUAUCUACAAGGGACGGAUGGAUACAAGGCUGCCCGGCAUCCCGGGCAGAGACAGCUUAAGCAUCACCAGGCACAAGGCCAAGAUGCCCCGGCCCCAUGUGCAGCGGCAGCCGUCCCUCGGUGACAACGGCCAGCUGCCCUCGAGGCCUCAGAGCGCUGAGGUGCCGGCUGGCAACGCGUCAGCUCCUUCUCGUCAGCGGACAGACAGACCGGUCUCCUCACAGGGCUGCCUCUCCCAACCGCUCAGCCCCCGAGAGGGGUCAGAGAUGCGCCUGGAAGUGCCUCCUGCGGAGGGGCUGGAGGAGCCCACCCGGGGGCCGAGGUCCUCCACUGCUCACUGA